Molecule: messenger RNA, 681 nt
Organism: Closterium sp. NIES-65
Lineage: Eukaryota; Viridiplantae; Streptophyta; Zygnematophyceae; Desmidiales; Closteriaceae
Source: the annotation of a GenBank genome assembly
AUGGGAAGCACAACUGGCGUUGGUGCAGGGGAUGAUGAGGCACGGAUGUCUAGUGGGGUGGCGUGGUCAGUUGAGGAAGAAGAUAGGGCUCAGAGGGGGAAUGGGGAAGGGAGGGCCGACACGGGAGGAGGUUCGGAUGAUAUCGAGGCUGGCGUUGCUGGUGUUGGGAAUGAGGUGGAGAGGAUGAAGAGUGACGUGGAGAGGUUGAGAAAUGAGGUGGCAGGAAGGGCGAGAGUGGAAGAGGAGAGGGUGAAAGACAUCAGUAGCCUGAGAAGGGAGGUCGAGGGUCUGAAGUGUUGCUUCAGUGAUGUAAGGAAAUGCGUGGAAGAGCUGAGGGGUGAGAUGAGGGCAGUUGUGGAGCAGAGGGAGGUGGUGGUGCUGGGAAGGUUGGAUGAGUGGAAGCAUGAGGUGGAUGACCUGAAGCAUCAGAUGGGAAAUUUGAGGCAUCAAGGGGAAGAGGGGAGGCGUGAGGUGGAAGAGGGAAGGGUGGAAGAGGGAAGGGUGGAGGAGGCAGGGAGGAUGAGGGAGUUGAGGGAGGAGGUGGAUAGAGAGAAGGCAGAGGUUGCAUGGAGGUUGAGUGAGUUGCAGCAACGCCUGGAUGAGAGGAGGACGGAGGCAAGCACCUGUCCAGCCAGUGCAAUGGAUGAUAAGGAGAGGGCAUUUCGCAGUGUUGGGCUGUGA